AUGAGAGUGAAUCUUGAUCAAAUCGAGUUCUACCAUGGUCCAAGCCAGCCGUCCUGCAAUAAUCGGAGGAAUUCACCACAAGUCCAUAUUCCACAAACCUCCCAGCAUUUCUCUCCCACUGAGGUAGCUCCAGGACUACCCCAGGCAACUUCAAAACAGGACCUACCAUCUAGCGGGACUGCUUAUCUAUGGAAUACAUUUGACUUUGAGAUUGAUCGGCUCUGUGCCGUCACUGAGCAUCAAACGACAAAAGGUGCCGAAAAAUCUAUCGCACCAAUCGUUCCAGCCGCGCUUGACAUUCAGUCGGAUAAUAGAGGCUCUCGCUUAGCUUCAUCCGAGCCAGUCCUAUUCGAAGACACCUCAGCGACACCAGUACCAUGCUGCGCAGACCAAUUGGAUUAUGUUUUUCCCGAUGUACAUGAGAAUGAGUUGCCAUAUUUCGUGCCUUAUGGCGAAGCUGCGGAAAAAGCUGAGAUCUCACCGGUUCCUUGUGUCACCGCGACUGCAUUCAGACAAGAGGGCAAUGCUACUAGCAGCCAAUCCGAAACCUGUGAAUCCCAUCAGAUAUCCGUGGAGGGAAGCUCGCUGAUCACACGGGCUCUUUCAGAGUGUACCGGUGCUAUAGCUGGUGGAAAGAUUACAAACCCGUGCCGAUCACCUGAUCUAAGUGAAGAUUUAUGCUCCCAUGCAAUUGAUGCUUCGGAGCGGGCUGGUAGUUCCGGCAGCGCUGGAGCCAAGUCAACUGCAUCUGGCCUCUCUUCUCGCUUGAACCGGAGCUCUAGUCUAGAGAAUUCUGGUGCUAGGACAAUCCAAACUUGCAACAGCCCAGUCCGCUACCCGUCAGUAGCUGUGGUUGUACCCGCGCCUUCAUGGAAGCAGCGAAGAGCCACCAGGGCAAGCACAAGGGCCGCUGCGGCAGCAUGCAACAAGCGACUUCGCUCAGGCCAAGCCGCCAUUAAUCAAACUAGCCCAGAUAAAUUUUUCUCUCGCAUUGAGGGCUCGACUCCGAAGAUGAAGACCCGGAAGCCUGCAUUUAAGCGUGUCUCUCGCCCUCCGGAAAUUUCAAUUCCCGCUUCAUGCAAUUGUACCCGGGAUAUUCAUGGGAUAAGCGGAAAAGCUCUGCUCACAGUCGUAUCAGAUGCUGGAGUCAAACCUGCGUAUUAUUUCACCUUUGUACCUGACACGAGUUCGAUGUCGCAUCAGGCGCAUCCGGGGGAUAUCUCAGGGAAACAAAGACCAUACACAUCAGAUGAAAAUGCGCAGUUGGUUCGGCUGAAAGAAAGAGAAGCAAUGUCAUGGAUUGAGAUUGCAGACUAUUUUCCUGAACGAACUGUCUCAUCCCUACAAGUCCACUAUUCGACUAAGUUACGGCAUAAGGCAAGAUCGAAACCCUGA
Molecule: messenger RNA, 1395 nt
Organism: Aspergillus japonicus CBS 114.51
Lineage: Eukaryota; Fungi; Ascomycota; Eurotiomycetes; Eurotiales; Aspergillaceae
Exons: 2
Coding region: 1-1395 (464 amino acids)
Source: RefSeq, a predicted model, not a curated record